UCAAUCCCUAAACAGGGUGUUUUCAGCCACAUUUGCACGCUUCUGCCGACAUUGACACUGAUCGAUUGAAUUCGCAGUAGUAGCUACAAAGCGUUAGAGAGCAGCUCCCGCUGUUGCGUAAAUCCGUAUAAAUAUGCGACGCAUGCGCCAAAUGUUUGUCACACAACGAGAAGCGUUCGCCGAGUGCUCAGUCAAACAAUCAGGCAGACAGACAGACAGACAUACUACAGAUUGAUUGAUUGUUCAGCGAGGAUCUUUAGCUGCAGUUGAGCGAUAAUGUGCCGUCAGCUGCUUGUGUUGCUGCUGCUGGUCGCUGCCAGUCAAGCGGCGACUCAUGUCAACAUUUCCAUAGCCCAACAGCCGGCUACGAAUCCAGCGGAUGUCACAUUUGUCGAUGGACGUGCGCCUGCCGAACUGCGUGCGGGUCCCGCGCACUUUGAGCGUCUACAGGAGCGACCACAGCAACAGAUGCAACAGCAGCAGCAACAGGUGCAGCAACAACAGCAAUCGCAAUCGUCGCAGCAGCAACAGUUGCCGCUGGCACAGCAGCAAUCACAGUCGCCACCACAACAGCAACAGCAACCGCUGUCGCCUCGCCAGGGUUUGGGCUUGCAGCCUGCUCCUGCGGUAGCUGGCAUCAAGGGUCGUCUGCCCCGUCGCCGUGGCCACAAUCGUCGUCCUUCCUUGCACCAACAGCCACCACACAGCGGACAGUUCCGUCAGCGCAACCAGCAGCUGCGCCAAAAUCAGGAAUUCGAGCGCUACAUUCAGUCGUAUCACAGUCAUGGACCUUCUGUAGAAACAGUCUUUGAAUCCUCCAGUCCUUCGCCUCAGCGCUACACGCAGUCCAGCAGCAGUAGCUCCAGCUCUAUCUCUAAUACCAGUCCCAUUGUUGUCGACGAUGCUGUAUCCAUUGGUGGCGCCAAGUCCCAGCAACUCCGUAUGUUUGAGCGCCAAAUAGCCGCUCCAGCACCGCAACAAACUUCCAGCGUCAGUGUGGAACAGCAACAAGACAGCAAACCCAUCUAUGAACCCGCACCGCCAGCACAAACUGUCCAAACCGCUUCCAUUGCUCCCGUGAGCAGCAGCUCUAGUUCCUCAAGCUCUUCCUCGAGCAGCGCAAAUCCCAUUGCCAGUGCGCCUGCUCAAGCUCCGUUGCCCGCUGCCAUUCCAAACGAAGCCAAGCUGGGAGGUGGCAACAGCUACGAACCUGCUUCCUAUGAGCCUGCCUUUGAUGCUGGCACCAGCUACAACAGACCCAGCUACGAUCAAGGUGGCUACAGCUACGACGAUGCACAGGACGACUAUCAGGAUCAGUAUCCACCUGCUGUAGAUGAGAACUCCGGCUAUGAUGACUACGAUCAAUCUGGCAGCGUCGGCGGUUAUUUGCCACCACCACCACAACGUGGCUAUGUGCAACCAGCGCCUCCUCGUCCUCUGAUCACCAAGACCAUACAGAUUGUGCAGCCAGCGUUGAAGGCCAAGAAAUACGAAGUGCGUCAUCCGGCCAUUCAAAAGGAGUUCUACGACAUCGAGGAGCGUGUGGUCAUCAAACCAGCUGGCACGUUGGUUGUUGAGCUGGAUCAUCCAGUGGCCAAGAUACCGCGAGGUGAGACUUUGUUGCCCUUGGGUCAUCCACAUCCCGCUGUGGCUGCUGCCUACAACAACAAUGGUCAGGUGCAGACACAAGGCUUCAGCAGCAAUGCGAACGAGUACAGACCGAACUAUGAGCAGCCAGCUCCCGCUGCCAAGGAGCAAUCGCAAGUGACUACCGUGGGCUCAAGUGUGACCACCAUGCCCAGUUACGAUCAGGCCCCUAAGGAUGAGUUUGUGGAGGCGCAACUGCAACAAGGCAGCGAUGCCACCGAUGGUAAACGUCAGCCCGUUGCUCCAGUUGCCCCACCCGUUCCCGUCGCCAGCUCCAGCUCAAGCUCCGGCUCCAGCUCCACCAUUACAGCCACCGAUAGCAAUGGCAAUACGUUCCAGAUCAAUCGUAAGCAUCUCACUCCCGGCAUGCUGACACGCCAGGAGCCUGAGCCACAGAACUACGACUUUGGACGCAGUGAGGCCAGUUAUCCGCCACAGCGCAGCUAUCAGCGCGGCAACAACUUCAAUCGCCAAUCGUAUCCCAGCCAGAGCAACGAUGAUUACUUCAGCGGCGAGUUCUUGGCCAAUGCCAAUGCCGGCAACGUGGAGUCGAAGCCAGCGCGUCUCGAGGAAGCACAACGUCCACAGAUCAUUAAGCACGAGCACAAAAUUCACUUGCCCCCAUCGCAGCACAACAUCUAUUUGGGUCGCAGUCGCCAGCCACCGCCAAAGGAGCGUCGCAUCUCUGAGCCUGAGAUUGCCCAUGUUGCCGAAGUGAAGAACUUUUUGCGCAAUCAUGCGGGUCCCACAGUGAUCUAUGCCAAGUCCGCAGUGCGUCCAGCUGCUCCCAGAUCCUACUACCGCCAGCAGACGUCGCAGCAGCGCAGUCCACUUGCCGAGGAACUGGAAUAUAGUGCACCUUAUUCACGCAUGCGUUACGAUCCCGAUGCGGAGUCGGGUCGCCUGGUAGAACAGCCCAAGCAAGAGCAAAAAUUGCAAAGCAAGGAGGCAGCUAAGGCGCAAAUUCAUUUGCAGAUCCCUCAUGAAAACGAUCGUGAUCAAUCCAUCGUCGCCACAGCCACGAUUAGUCCUGUGAAACCCGACUGCGAUAAGCAACAGCAGCAACAGCAGGUGGAGGAGGAACAGCAGCAAUCCGCACGCUACUCACAACCACGUCAGCAGCAACAGCAAUUCCAGCGCUUGGUUGAGGCCCCAGCUCCAGUGCCCAGCACCCAGGCCACACCAACGCCAGCUCAACCCAAUCUCGAUGUGGAUGUAGCGGGCAAUGGCGCUGCCGGACACCUCAAUCGUCACCUGCAGCCAAAUGAGCGCGUGAUUUCCGCCACUGCGGCACCCACCGAUGCCGCUGCCACCAGCGAAACGUUCCACAAACGUCGCAUUGUGGUCAACCAUCCGUUCCAGACGGUGCGCGAGGUGGUCGAGCAUGAGCCCAUCACCAACUACCAUCAGAUACAGGUGAAUGAGCCCGCCUCGCCACAGCUGUAUCAUCAGGCUGCCUACUAUCAGCAGCCGGCCCAAACUCAUGGCAAUCUGGUGCAGUAUCAAAACUAUGGUUAGAGUUGAAGCGAUCGAUUCGAUAUAUAAGUAGUUGUAGACCUGGAAUUGUAUACUUGACAACGAGUACUCUUUAUUCUUGUUUGCGUUGCAUUUGUUAUUAGUUGUAAGUGUUUUUAUUUCGUAUUUUACUCGUAGUACUAGCAAACGAAUACCCCGAAUCGGUGGAAGGGCCCUCACCAUACCUGCAUAUAUACAUAUAUAUAU
Messenger RNA from Drosophila nasuta, 3369 nucleotides. RefSeq lists its product as uncharacterized. The record is from RefSeq and is a predicted model, not a curated record. Bases 277 to 3165 code for a protein of 962 amino acids. Lineage: Eukaryota; Metazoa; Arthropoda; Insecta; Diptera; Drosophilidae. The transcript is spliced from 2 exons.